AUGGCGCGAAGCAGAUCGAGCAGGUCGCGCUCGCGCUCGCCUGGUGGCUGGAGAUGCCUCCGGCAAGGCGAGGUGCAAGGCAGCUCCCCAGAGGUCCGGACUCCGACUGAAACAAGGCGCCGGACUGCUUUUGUCAGCUUGGCCACAGAAGACUAUGGACGGGGUGCACUGGUGAUGUCUGCGAGCAUGCGAACCCGACUGCCAGAAGACGUGGACGUGGUCGUCUUUAGCGAUGCAGAGCUGGCAGUGGUGCCAGGUGUCUCUGUGCGUGAGUUGGAGGACCUCCCAAAAGUAUCCCCACCGCAGCAAGCAGGCGAACCGCUGAUGCCACAUUUCCGGUUUUGCUGGCGCAAGCUGGGCCUCUGGGCUCUGGAGGAGUAUGAUGUCAUCUUCUAUCUGGACUCGGACAUGUUGGCAGUGGGUGAUGUUGCCGGGUUGUUGGACUUCCUGCCAGAAGAAGGGCAGUUGGGUGCCGUGCCUUCCUGCGAGUGUUGGCGGUCGGAAUCCUGCAACUACACCUUGGGGCCGAGAGAAGGCCUCUACGUCAACGCAGGGCUGCUUUGUUUCCGACCGAGUAUGCUGGAGCUCGGCAAGAUGAGAGAAGCGCUGGCAAACUGGACUUUCUCAGAGCGAGAUGCACAGCCGAAUGCCGCCCACUUCUUCCCAGAAGCAAUGCCAUUUGCUGAACAAGAUUUUCUCAACAGCUUCUUCCGUGGGCGGAUACGACCCUUGCCAUCGGCCUUCAACGCGCUCCAGCAUGCCAUGAAGAAUCCAAAGCACAUGGCGGCAUUGGAGCUUGAAAAGUGCCGAAUCCUGCACUAUGUCAUGGGGAAGCCAUGGGAGCGUGCGAGCAGAGUGGACGAGGAUGUUGCGGAUCUGCGCGCGCUCUGGUGGCAGGCGUGGAAGGACAAUGCUUCGAAGGCUUGCCUUCAUCCGCGCUGGGAACGGCAUCGUGUACACGCCGCUCUCCCCCUUUUUCUGGUGAAGGACUUCGUGAACGUGGAGGGGGAGGCCUCCCUGAUCUCCGAGAUCUACGGGGAGGAGUUGAAGGCACACGGCCUGGGACGCUACGCCAGAAGCGAGAGAUCUGCAACUCAGGGAAGAUGGACGCAGCUGAGACGGCGACGCCUCAUGUGCCUCGGAGGUGUGCCUCAUCCAGACGGGGCCAUUUGUGAAGACCUUCCCCCAGCCAUCUUCCAACUUGGAUCAAACCUCGUCCGGGUGGGUGCCACGGAAGGACCGCCAAAUCAGUGCUUCAUCAACCACUACAGUCCCGGUGAGGGCAUCGAUGCUCAUUGUGACGGGCCACAAUUUCAUCCGGAGGUGGCGAUCCUCACUCUGGAAGGCCCCGCGCUGCUGCACUUUGGUCUCGUGGAGAAGAAGGCGUACCUGCAUCUUCCUCCUCGCUUCGAGGUGCUGCUGGAGCCCAGAUCCUUGCUUGUGAUGAGGGGCGAGGCGUACAACCUCUAUGUGCAUCGCAUUGAUCAUGCGGAGGCAGAAACUACAAGGGAUGGUCUCGAAGUUCAGCGUGCUCGGCGAAGAACGUCCUUGACCUUUCGACGCCUGGCGCACGUGAAGUUGGAGAGCAAGGAUGUGAAGGGCGAGGCUGAGAGACUUGGCCGACAGGCUCAGUGGCGCUGGUUCGCGACCCAGCUUAGCGAGUUCGAGGUGGAGGAGCUUCGCUGUCAGCACGCUCUGAAGGUAGCGGAGCUCGAGCGCGCGAGACGAGAGCAGGUCGAUGAGCUGAAGCGGUCAAACGCGGAGGAGUCAGACCAGCUCCGCUCGGCCUUGGAGUCAGCUCGAUGGCAGGCGGACGUGUACGUUCGGGAGCAUCAGGAGGCUGUUCGAGAAAUCUGCCUGAGGCAGAGGGAGAAUGCUCGCUUGGCAAAGAAGCACAGCGAAUCACGGCAAGAAGCCCUCGAACUGGCCGUUCGCCUCGAAGCGCUGAAGGCGGCCGAGGAACCACGGGACUUACACAAUAUCUUUUUCUCCAGCAUUUUCGAACAGCCGCAAAAGUCUCAGCUGCCGUGCUUUGCCAUGGCUGUCGAGGAGGCUGACCCAACAGACAAGCACACCGGGACCCUGGACAAUAACGUGGCUAUGCAGACCGAUGGUGUAUCCGGCUCAAAGAAGCCAAGCUCGCAAGGCUACCCGCACACCACACCCACUCAGAAUUGCAAAAUGGCGCUGGUCGAAGUGACCAAAGUGACCAAAGAAGCUUCCGCCACCAGUCGGCCGGAUCCUGAGGACGAAGCUACGACCGCGAAUUACGCAGGUCCCUUGGAUGUGUCCAUGUCGGAUGCAGUGACGGAAGACACUGCGCCAGGGGCAGAGACCGAAACGCCACAGGAAGACAAGAAUCUCCCGGCCCAGUUGGUGGAGCCAAACCGCCAGGAGGCCAAGACGUGUCGCGGAGACGCCAGUCCACUCGAAUCAUUGCGUCGAGGUCAGCCAGAAAGUCAGCUGACUGCUUGCUUCAAUCUGCCCGAUGUGACGGAGACCUUGGGGGCGGCCUGCUGCGACCCGCCACUGCUUGGGCGGCUCGGCAUGGCAGAUGUCACCUUGCACCGACUCAUCUUCUCCCGCAGCUUCGCUGAACGGCGGGCGCAGGACUUCUGCGAGAAUGGCAUGAUUUGGGCAUCAGGGUGCACCAGCCUCGAACAGCUACAGAUCGGCCUCAGCGUCUCGGAGGUCUGUGCUUCAGAUAGCCAGAACCAUCUGUACUUCGAGUACGGAGGUGGUGUGAACCUUCUGGAGGAGACGAAGCAGCUGGUCCAUGCAGCUGCGCUGUUUGCUCAGAAACACCCUCGAUUGCGACUGCAUGUAGAUGCGCAUGCAGGGGUUGGUGCACCCCGGGGAAUCGCCACCAGCACCUCGCGCCGACGCGCGGAGUGUGUGCAGACCGAGCUUGUUGCUCUUGGGGUGGACCAAGAGAGAGUCUCCACCACUUCUUGGGGAAGGAGGGUCGCAAGUGUUUGGUCUGAGCCAGAAGGUAAUGCGGCUGCUCGAGCCGAGCUGUAUUUCCGUCUGGGCGAGAAGGAGUUUCCGGUACGGCCGGAUCACUACCAAGACGUUCCAGAGGGGAACAAAGGCGACUCACCAGACUCUGACUCUGACGGCGAUCAUCCGAACAUCAGACGGCAGCGCAUGCUCGCCAUGCUCAGGGCUUUGGGAUAUCCUGUCCAAAUUGUUUAUCGAAAUCCUGAGAACGCUGGCGCACCUGCAAGGCAAGCCGAGCUACAGGCUGUGCGACAUCGCUACAACCUGCUGCUGCAAACUGCGGCGGAAUGGCGGGAGGCGUUGAUACGGAAGCAGGGCGACUGCGACCUGUGGCGGCGGCGAUCGGAGUCCAAGGGACUCGCAGUGCGCCGCGACGAUGCAGAGCUUCAGGCUGAAAUCCAAAGCUUGGUUGCUGCACCGGCGUUCAGUCCUCCACGACUCGGCUACUGGGGAGAGGCUUUUGGCGGCGACAGACCGACAACGCAGACGACGAGUCAUAUCGGUCAGGAUGACAGUCGGAGUGCCGCCUCCUGGGCCGGUUGGAUGCGCACACCCAACAGGCGAACAGCGCCCCUGCAGUCACCUUUGUGGAGACGUCCAGCUCGCAGAGGGAGGUCGCUUGAGUCUUCCAGGCUCGGGCUUCCUGUCUCCGGGCCACGUUUGGAUGUGACUCCACGCUCGCCGUCUCCUCACCCAGCAGGGGAGCUCCUGCUGCGACUUGUGAUUGUGUGGCUGGUGCCAGGCGGCGCGCUCGCUGCCGGGGUCACUCCUGACUUGCUCACCAGCCUUCUGUCCAUCGGCGCGACCCUUUGCGAAAUCUGGAUAUGGCUUUCAGCGCUCACAAGCUCCAAGCGUCGAUCGCCUCCUUGGCGAAGCUUUUUCCUGCGACUUGCAGGCUUGUGCACGCUGCAGCUGUGGUCGCUGCUGCUUCAUGAAAGCAUGCGGCCCGACGACUCAGACCAGCCUGCCGAGCCCGUCCAGUCUGAGAAGCCUGCGAAUUUUGAUGCUCCCAUGAUGCGAGGUUCGAAGGCAAAGUCCAUGGUGGUGCCACCAAAGAUGUCGGCACCAUCCCCUUCACCUCGGCCCCUUGCAGCUGUGGAGGUUGAGACUCCACGGAUAGCACGCGCCUCGCUGGCAGCUGUCGGUGAGGGUAACUUCGUGGUAGAUGCAGAGCCGGAAGACCUGAAGUGGUCGCCACGCACCAUCUCAGUCGUGCUCCCAUGUGCAGAAGAGCGAGAUUUGGCAUUCAAAACCGUGAAGUCUGUCUUCGACGAGACUCCGACUGACAUUCUGCAUGAGAUCGUCGUUGUUGAUGACGGCAGUAAUCCUCCGCUUUCUGAGACACACCUCAAUUCCGACGUCCAGAAGAAGUACAAGAUCUUGAUCAAGAGACACGAUCGGACGGUGGGGCUGAUCGGUGCCAAGAAGACUGGUGGAGAUGCUGCAACUGGCGACAUCAUCGUCUUCUUCGACU
Molecule: messenger RNA, 4474 nt
Organism: Symbiodinium necroappetens
Lineage: Eukaryota; Dinophyceae; Suessiales; Symbiodiniaceae
Source: the annotation of a GenBank genome assembly